Messenger RNA from Ipomoea triloba (trilobed morning glory), 1056 nucleotides. RefSeq lists its product as uncharacterized. The record is from RefSeq and is a predicted model, not a curated record. The transcript has a single exon. NCBI's taxonomy places the organism in Eukaryota, Viridiplantae, Streptophyta, Magnoliopsida, Solanales, Convolvulaceae. The coding region runs from base 1 to 1056 and encodes 351 amino acids.
AUGGGGUUCAAACAAUCCAUACCUAACAACUCCCUAUUCACCAAAGGUAAAGGACAUUCUUUUGUGGCCUUAUUAGUCUAUGUAGAUGAUAUAGUUGUUGCAAGUUCUGACUUGGAAAUUGUACAAGAAGUCAAACAACAGCUUAAUGCAAAUUUUCAAAUAAAGGAUUUAGGACCUUUAAAAUAUUUUCUUGGUCUAGAGGUGGCUAGGCAGAAAAAAGGCAUUGCAGUCUGUCAAAGAAAAUAUGCUCUUGAAUUACUUGAUGACACUGGAUUUACAAAUUCUAAACCUGUUCAUAGCCCUACAGUUCCCUCACACAAGCUAAGCAGAAAUGAGGGUGAACCCCUUGCAGACAACACUCAAUACAGGAGAAUAAUAGGAAGACUCCUAUACCUAACCAUUACUAGGCCUGACAUCAGCUUUGCCACACAGCAACUAUCUCAGUUUCUUGACAACCCUACACAUCUUCAUCUGCAAGCUGCUCAUAGGGUGUUAAGGUAUAUUAAAGCUGCUCCUGGACAAGGAUUAUUUUUUCCUUCUUCUUCUGAUCUGCAGUUAAAGGCCUUCUCAGAUUCAGAUUGGGGAGCUUGUGUUGACACAAGGAAAUCUGUUACUGGCUUUUGUAUUUUUCUGGGAAAUGCCUUGGUAUCAUGGAAAUCUAAGAAGCAGGCUACAGUUUCUAAGUCUUCAUCAGAAGCAGAAUAUAGAGCCCUAGCAGCCACAACCUGUGAAGUCCAGUGGUUAUCUUAUCUGUUAGAAGAUCUUGCAGUAAAUCAUGCUAGUCCAGCAACCAUAUAUUGUGACAGCAAGUCUGCCAUUGCAAUUGCAGAGAACCCGGUGUUUCAUGAACGUACCAAACACAUAGAGUUGGAUUGCCACCUUGUCAGGGAGAAGUUAAGCAAAGGCAUCAUCAAGCUGCUCCAUGUUGGAUCUGCAAACCAGUUAGCAGAUACAUUUACCAAAGCACACUGUCCUAGUUCCUUCCAUACUUACACAUCCAAGCUUGGAUUGAUAAAUUUAUACAAUCCAGCUUGCGGGGGGAUUUCAGGACAGUAG